Molecule: messenger RNA, 2125 nt
Organism: Gossypium arboreum
Lineage: Eukaryota; Viridiplantae; Streptophyta; Magnoliopsida; Malvales; Malvaceae
Product: pentatricopeptide repeat-containing protein At5g66520-like
Exons: 1
Coding region: 336-1913 (525 amino acids)
Biological process (GO): RNA modification
Molecular function (GO): protein binding; RNA binding
Source: RefSeq, a predicted model, not a curated record
ACAAUGAGGAACUUCAUGCAUCAACACGAUUGAACUUUAGAUAUUUACAGUCAAAUGGUAUUGCUUUCGUGUUUUACAGCUUAGUGAAUCUUUUUUUUUUCUUUUUUGAGAAAAGCUUAGUAAACUUUAACAUUAGAAUUAUGAAUGAUAUUGUGCUUAUCGCUGUGUCUAUGUUUGUUUUAAGACUUUUGGCUAAGGCUCGAAGGAAAAACAGUUCGGUCUUGUCGUGCGUCGAACUCAAGAUUUUCCAGCUUAAAUAAAAAGAUCCACUAAAAAUUUUAUUGAAUUUCUUCCAGAAACCAUGUCAAAAAUUCAACAUUUGCUUUUCUAAAACAAUGUCAAGCAGUAGCAAGAGAUGCCUAACACUUUUGGAGAAAUGCAAGAACAUGAAACAACUAAAGCAAGCUCAUGCUCAAGCAUUCACGUCUGGUCUUCGCGCCAACAGCUUUGCUUUAAGCAGGCUCUUAGCUUUCUGUGCAGAGCCCAAUCACGGAAGCCUUACCUAUGCCUGGAAACUCUUCACACACAUUCAGGACCCCACCAUUUGUAUCUGCAACACCCUCAUCAAAGCUUUCUUUCUCAAAGGUGAAACCUUUAAAACCCUCCAAUUUUACAGCAACAUGUUGAACAAAGGCAUGUCCCCUGAUAAUUAUACUUUGCCUUUUGUGUUGAAAGCUUGUUCAAAGUUGCAGUUUUUUCACUUUGGGGAAUUGGUUUAUGGUCAUUGUCUGAAACUGGGUUUUGUGUUUGAUAUUUUUGUGGGUAACGCUUUGCUUUCUAUGUUCUGUGGGUUUGACAAUGUGAAAGUAGCAAGGUACAUCUUUGACGAUAUUCCUGGGCUUGAUGUUGUUUCAUGGACAGUUAUGAUUUCUGGGUAUGGGCAAAUGGGUGAUAUCGACACUGCAAGAUUGCUGUUUGAUGAGGCUCCAGUGAAAGAUAGAGGAAUUUGGGGGGCCAUGAUUUCUGGAUAUGUAAAAAAUAAUUGCUUUAAAGAGGGCCUUUACAUGUUCAGGCUAAUGCAAAUGAGUGAUACAGAGCCUGAUGAGGCUAUAUUUGUGAGUAUUCUUAGUGCCUGUGCUCGUUUAGGUGCUUUAGAUACCGGAAUUUGGAUUCAUAAAUAUAUGGAUCAACAGAAGCUUCCAUUGACUCUUCGUUUGAGGACUUGUCUUGUGGAUAUGUAUGCAAAAUGUGGGAAUUUGGGAAUUGCUAAAAAGCUGUUUGAUGAAAUGCAGCAAAGAGAUGUUGUUAGCUGGAAUGUAAUGAUUUCUGGAAUGGCAAUGCAUGGGGAUGGAGGAAGUGCAAUUCAACUGUUUAGGCAAAUGGAGAAAGAUGGUGUCAGGCCUGAUGACAUUACUUUUAUAGCUCUUUUUAGUGCUUGUAGUUGUUCUGGUCUAGCAUUUGAAGGUCUAAGGAUACUGGAUAGAAUGUGUAACGUGUAUAUGAUUGAACCUAAAAGUGAACAUUUUGGGUGCAUAAUUGAUCUACUUAUCCGAGGUGGGCUCUUUGAAGAAGCUAAUCAAAUAAUUCAAAGAAUGCCAGAUUCAAGCAAUCCCUCUGACGAAGCCAUUGCCUGGAGAGCAUUGCUGAGUUCGUAUUGUAGUAGCGGAGAAACCAAACUGGCUGAAGUUGCUGCUGAGAAGCUCAUGCGACUAGAAGAUCAUAGUGGGGUAUAUGUUUUGCUCUCAAAUCUAUAUGCAUCCUCAGGGAAGCAUUAUGAUGCCAAAAGAAUAAAACAGAUGAUGAAAAGCCGAGGAGUGAAUAAGGUUCCAGGAUGCAGCUCUAUCAAGAUCAAUGGGGAAGUUCACGAGUUUAUCGCGGGGGAGAAAAGCCACCUACAAAUGGAGGAAAUACACUUAAUUUUGGAGAAGUUAGACAAGCAAUUGCAUCAUGCAGGUUUGAGCCCUUAUUCAUAGCAGUGGCAAUUACUGUUGGGCUUAACUGGCUAACUGGCAAACAGCUACCUACAGCCAAAUGGUAGUGUGAAUGAAAUGUCUCCACAUCAGCAUCUCUUAAAGAGUCUAUUCGAAAAUGUCCCCAGAUUUUUACGGAUGUGUAUUGGGUGCUAUCAGUAGGAGUCACGCGCCUUAGCUUCAUAGCAAAAACAAGCAAAUAGCUUUUUGUCUGA